AUGGCUGCCUACGUCCCCAAUACCGCCGAAGAUAAGAAGCUUGUCUGGAAGAUCGAUCGUCAGCUGAUGAGUGUUAUUUGGGUCAUGUAUAUUUUCAACUACUUGGAUCGGACUAAUAUUGGUAACGCUCAACUCGCCGGCCUCAGCGAUGAUCUGAAUAUGAGUUCUCAAGACUACAACUGGGCUUUAUCUAUCUUCUUUUUCGGAUAUGUCCUUUUUGAGGUUCCUUCAAACAUGAUCCUCUCGCGAAGCCGUCCCUCCGUCUUUCUUCCAUCUAUCAUGGGCUUGUGGGGUGCCCUUUGCUGCUGCAUGGCUGCAGUCAACAACUUCGCCGGCCUAUGCGCACUGCGUUUCGUCCUUGGUUGUGUUGAGGCCGGCUUUGCUCCCGGUGUCCUAUUUCUCAUGUCGACAUGGUAUACAAAGCUGGAGCAGGCUCGUCGCUUUGCUGUAUAUUGGUCAGCGGCGGUAGCCUCCGGCGCUUUUGGUGGUUUACUCGCUGGCGCCAUUACGUCUGGCCUCGAUGGUGCUGGUGGCUUGGAGGGUUGGAGAUGGCUCUUUAUCAUUGAGGGAGUUGCCACUGUCAUUGCCUCUGCCUUUGCCUAUAAAUUCCUCUUUGAUUUUCCCGAAACUACUAAAGGAUUUACCGAACGUGAGCGCGAGCUGCUCAUUGCCAGACUCCAGUAUGACGGACAUGCUGACGUUGACAGUACAUCCCACGUGAGCCCAGUGCAGGCGAUGUGGAUGGCCUUCAAGGACUGGCGUGUCUGGAGUAUGGUGCUCAUCUACAGCAUGAUCGUUGGUGCUGGAACCAUCUCUUACUUCCUGCCUGUCUUGACCAAGAGUCUCGGCUACUCUCAGGUCACUGCCCAGUACAUGACUGUCCCAAUCUACAUGGUGGCCCUCGUCUUCGCAAUUGCUUCAGCCAUCUCAUCCGAUUACUUCAAGGACCGUCGCUUCCACAUUGCUGCGUUCUCAGCUUUGGGUCUGGUAUCCUGUAUUGUCGCAGCCUCUGUGCUAAACCCGACUGUGAGAUACGUCAUGCUCUGCUUCCUGGCAGCCGGCGUUUGGUCCGCGCUGCCUAUGGCCCUUACCUGGACUUCCAACAUCAUCCAAUGGCCCCGUGAGAAGCGAGCCGUUUCUCUUGCAAUGGUUAAUGCCAUUGGAAAUCUGAGCUCGGUUUACGGCAGCCGCAUUUGGCCCUCAUACGACGCUCCGCGAUACGCCAUUGGUUUCGGUACCACAGCUGGCUUCUUGUUUCUCGCCGUGGUGCUUGCUAUAGUCAUUGGAUGGGCCUCUAUCAAAUGGCCUCACGAUGCGUAUGUAAGGAAGCAGAUCGAAAAGGCUCAGGGGUCUGCACCAUCACCUCUACCGGUUAGCGCUGAUUCCUGA
Colletotrichum truncatum is the source of this 1389-nucleotide messenger RNA. RefSeq names its product putative vitamin H transporter. Gene Ontology annotation, cellular component: membrane. The record is from RefSeq and is a predicted model, not a curated record. Gene Ontology annotation, biological process: transmembrane transport. NCBI's taxonomy places the organism in Eukaryota, Fungi, Ascomycota, Sordariomycetes, Glomerellales, Glomerellaceae. Gene Ontology annotation, molecular function: transmembrane transporter activity.